AAAAAAAAGAAAGAAUGGAAAGAGUGAAGGAAAGGUGAGUCAAACGCAAAAGAAAAAGAAAGGAAAAAAAGAGAGUGGAUCGGUCUGUGCCAAAUUUCGAACGAUUGGUGGUCGCCGUCGGAUACGAGCCAGAGCCGAGAAAUCGAUCUGUCGUCCAACUUGUUGAGGCGCGAAGCAACAGUUUGCCUUUUAAACGCCUCUCGUGUUCUCCACGAUUCCUUGCAUCCUCCUCCUUCUUCUUCUCUUCCUCCUCUAAUUUUUAUUUUCGAUUUAUUCUCUUUUCAAUUCUCUCUCGAAUUUACUCGGCAAAGAUGUACUUGAUUUACGUUUCCGUGGAAAAAGUCGAUUACGUUUUAGAUAGUUGCGUCGCGAUUAAUCGCCUCCUUUCGCGUUUGCUGCUACUUGCCACUCUUGGUUAACUAUGGAGUUGCGUUAUUAAGUUGUCUCGAAGAUACGAUCGAGCUAUUCAUUCGGCGGAACUGUGCUAUUCCGGUCUGUUCGGUCUGGCAGUAGCGGUACUAAUUGCUUCUCAAAGUGGAAACUAACUUUGGGAGAAGCGAGAGAGUUGUCGCGGCGUAGCGGGGAAGUGGGUGGCGCGGGCAAAGGUUGCCGGAAAUCCGAUCUGACGAACACCCUUUUCAAACGAUUCAUCCGUUGGACCGGUUACGUAUCCUCUCCCGUACUUAUCUUAUCCCGGAUAUUCCUCCAGAUACUUUUUCCCGUGACAAGUAAAAAUUCGAGAAUCAAUUAAGAAUCCAUUAACGAAACUCCUCUUUGUUUAUUAUUUUUUUUUUUCCAUCCCUCGAGAAUAUAUAAAUUGAACCGCGUCUAGAUUUUUCUUUACGUACAAGAUUCUCGAAAAAGAAUAGAAUAAUUUAAUUAAAAAAAAAAGAGAGAGGAAUAUUCAACCAAAUGUGAUUUAGGCUUAUUGGGAUAGAAAAUAUGGAGAAUAAUGGGGUCGGUAAUCGAGUCGAUAGGGUGCAUUAACUCUCGAGUAAAAAUCGAGAAUUGAUACCGUGAGGUGUCAAGAGGCGAAUCAUAUAGAGUGUAAGAUAAAUCGCGCCGGUUGACGGUCGACACGAUUUUUCUAUUAGCUCGCCUUUCUCGAUAUACCGCGUGUACGUACUCUAUGUACGUACAGUGGCGCGUACCAGUGGCGAAAUGAGAAAAUGGACAUAAGAAUAGGACGGAGCGAGGCUGUAUUGUGGGGCAGGUCUGCUGUCGAUCAAAUUCGAAAGCGGGAAAUGUAUGGAAAACAAAAAAAAAAAGGAAAAAAAAGGAUGGUCGAGUGGGAACAGGUGGAAAGUGUGUGUGUGUGUGUGUGUGGUGAAGGAGGCGAGUGCGCGUUCAUCGGAACGAGGUCGGACGAGUUUCCACUCGGUCACUUCAUCAACGCAGAGCCAACUAAACUGUCAAUCGCAAAACCACUACCGCGUCAAACCCUUUCGACGACAUCUAGAUUCUCGUCGAUAAACGGUAAGGCACUUGAGCCAUCGAUCCCUCGAUUCGCGCUCCCGCGCUUCACACGACUUCUCGAAAAUUCGAUUCGCGCCACGACCGAUUACCUCCUCGCCUUUCCAUCAUGCACACGCGCAUGCGUGGAACGUGAUAAACCGAGAGAAACGCACGUUUCGUCGCUACGUAAUAUUUUCCUUCGUUUCACGCGUGAUUCCAGACCCAAAGAAUUCUUGACGAGCCCUUCUGCCUAAAAAGAAAGAAAAGAAAGAAAGAAAGAAAGAAAAAGUAGCUUUCUUCGAUCGAUGAUUCGUUCGUUAACAUCCGACUCCUCGGUUACGAGAGACGAUUGGAAACGAAAAAUAGAAAUUGUACACCGUUGGAGAGGAAGAACCCCUCGAGAAGAAGGUGGGCCAGAAGAUGAAAGAGCCGGUAAAGAGUUCUCUCUAGUAGAUAUAGAGAGGAAUUGCUCGCGGUCAUUCUUCGCCGUAAUUACCGAACAGAUAAGAGAAUGAAACACGACGAAAAGAACGGAAAGCAAAGCUGUGGAGAGCGACGAGAAGGAGGAGAAGGAGGAAGCCGAGCAAAGUGAUCGUCCGAGGAAACGGGGGACGCGAAUCACGGAGCGAGAAUGGGCGGAGGAGAAUGGAAUGGUUGGUUACAACGAUGUCGAGAAUCGCGACGAUUGGUACUCGUGAUCGUCGCUAUUGCUCUACUUUUGGACAAUAUGCUUCUGACCACGGUCGUUCCAAUUAUACCAGAGUUUCUGUACGAUAUCAAGCAUCCGAAUGCAACGUUGAGCCAGCAUUUCGAACAAAGUGGACGAGCAACGGUCACCACUGUUCAUCCAACGAGUACCAAUAUCGUGACCUCGACGAGCCCGAGCGUAACCACAACGCCGAAAUGCCUUUGCACUUCAACCAAAUCGAAUGAUUCUCAAUUGGAAUUUCUUUACCCGAGCACACCGUCUAGCGUCGAGUCGACAAUGGGUUUGCUUGGGACCACGAGCAGUAGCGAUGAAACGAGUUCAACAACGGAAUCGGAAGAAAAACAACGACAUCGCGAGUUACUUCAAGAAACGGUCGCCGUUGGCAUAAUGUUCGCUUCGAAGGCUUUCGUUCAAUUGCUGGCAAAUCCGAUUGUCGGCCCCCUUACCCACAAGAUCGGUUACAGCAUACCCAUGUUCACCGGCUUCAUUAUUAUGUUCUUAUCUACUCUGAUAUUUGCAUUUGGCCGAAGUUACGGCAUACUUUUCUUAGCAAGAGCGCUUCAAGGUGUUGGCUCGUCAUGUUCGAGCGUAUCUGGUAUGGGAAUGCUGGCUGAAAGAUACCAAGAUGACAAAGAGCGUGGAAACGCAAUGGGUAUUGCGCUCGGUGGAUUGGCCCUUGGUGUUCUCAUCGGCCCACCAUUCGGCGGUGUAAUGUACGAAUUCGUUGGGAAAUCUGCUCCAUUCUUGAUACUUUCUGCCUUGGCACUUGGUGAUGGAAUUUUACAACUUUUGGUGCUUCAACCGUCCGUCGUAUACACUGAAGCGGAUCCACCAUCGCUAAAAACACUCAUCACCGAUCCUUAUAUCGUUUUGGCUGCCGGUGCAAUAACAUUCGCCAAUAUGGGUAUCGCUAUGCUUGAGCCCAGUCUUCCAAUUUGGAUGAUGGAUACGAUGUGUGCAAGUAGAUGGGAACAAGGUGCUACGUUUCUGCCGGCAAGCAUUAGUUAUUUAAUUGGAACUAAUCUUUUUGGACCACUUGGGCAUAGAAUGGGCAGGUGGUUAGCUUCGCUAAUCGGUCUUGUUGUGAUUGGCAUUUGCUUGAUGUGUAUACCGCUAGCUAGAAGUAUCAACCAUUUGAUCGUACCUAAUGCAGGCUUGGGAUUUGCCAUUGGUAUGGUGGACAGUUCGAUGAUGCCCCAAUUAGGAUAUUUAGUAGACAUACGACAUACUGCUGUUUAUGGAAGCGUGUAUGCCAUUGGAGACGUUGCAUUCUGCUUAGGUUUCGCAAUUGGACCUGCUUUGAGUGGUACGUUAGUCAACAGUAUUGGUUUUGAAUGGAUGUUAUUCGGCAUUGCUAUUUUAAACUUUAUUUAUGCUCCAUUGAUGUACUUUUUACGAGCACCGCCAACGAAAGAAGAGAAAAAGUCAUUGAUAAUUGGUGAAAAGUCGUCUGUACGCUACGUAACGUAUCAGAACGAGGAGGAAGAACAAUAAUUGAAAGGAUGAUUUCGAAUACAAAAUACGCAGUUCACUCCCUGCAUUCUUGAGAUGGAACAACGAGUUAAUACGAUGAAAGAAUUCUAUGUCGAUAAUAACGUUUCCAAAAAUAUAGUUAGACUAAAUAUUAUUUACUCCUUUGUUUAGCGCAAAUUGUAUAUAUACAUAGUACAUAGUAUUAGAUCGUAAGAAUAAGUGUGUGCGUUCAAAAAUCGUAUGCGUCGAUGACGCAUUAGCUAACAGAUAUAUUGAUUGAUCGAGGCACCGAAAUAAAGAUACAUUGAUAUCAUUCGAUCGUCAAAUAUGCGAAUUUUUAAUCGGUUGAGACAUUGUCUAUCUUUCAAAGAUCAUUAAUUUUUAUUUAAAUGGAGAAUCGCCUGCUUUGGAUUCCCUGAAUGGCUGCAGGGAAACCGUAAUAAUAACGAGCAGGUAUGAUGAAGAAUUCUCCAAAUUCUUAAUAAUUCGAAUCGGAUGAAAAAUUUAAAUAUUACGUCACGAUUAUUUCCUUUACUUAAAUACAUAAUCAUGGAAGAAGGCGAUAUCUCAACGAUUGAAAAUUCGCAGCUUUGUUUUUAACGAGGAAGGG
This is a messenger RNA of Apis florea (little honeybee), 4247 nucleotides long. RefSeq names its product Vesicular monoamine transporter (gene Vmat). NCBI's taxonomy places the organism in Eukaryota, Metazoa, Arthropoda, Insecta, Hymenoptera, Apidae. Gene Ontology annotation, biological process: aminergic neurotransmitter loading into synaptic vesicle; transmembrane transport. The record is from RefSeq and is a predicted model, not a curated record. Gene Ontology annotation, molecular function: serotonin:sodium:chloride symporter activity. Gene Ontology annotation, cellular component: terminal bouton; synaptic vesicle membrane.